Messenger RNA from Lutra lutra (Eurasian river otter), 4142 nucleotides. It is a transcript of the gene TOR1AIP1, whose product is annotated as torsin 1A interacting protein 1. Gene Ontology annotation, cellular component: nuclear membrane. The record is from RefSeq and is a predicted model, not a curated record. Lineage: Eukaryota; Metazoa; Chordata; Mammalia; Carnivora; Mustelidae. Gene Ontology annotation, biological process: nuclear membrane organization. Gene Ontology annotation, molecular function: ATPase activator activity.
CCCACCCGAGUGCGUGUGCGCCUGCAGAUACGAUUUUGGACUCUCAACAGGUGACUUAAAAUUUAAAACUCGCUGCCUUCUUAAGGAGCUCAAAACUGAAAAAUUUUUCCAAGAAAAGACGGCACUUGUCGACCUAUCUUUAAACCAUUACUCCUCCUAGAAACACCUGGAAAGGCACGGCUAAGGUAGCAGUCGCUCAAAAACGUUCCAGGAAAACUGCGCCACAGCCUGGGGGCGAGGACAGAAACUUCCGCACCCGACUUUCGCUCGGCCUUUCCCAGAGACUCGGAACCCGGUGCCAGGACCGGCGUCUCCUGCGUGCGGGUAACACUCGCCACGAGCAGCUGGGUUCAGGAAAGGCAAUUUGCCCGGCCAGUUGUCCCUUCUUCGUUGUCCCCUCCCCCCCCUCCCCCAAGGCCAAGGACAGCGACGUCGUCCUCCCUCUCCUCCUCUUUGGUGCCUUCAGCCAGGAGGCGGGAGUGACCCGCAACAGCUGACCCGGCAUAGGCACUGCCUCUCCCACAGCCCUCAGGACACACCAUGGGCCCAGAGGCGGGUUUGCAGCACAGCAGUGACGACGCCGGCGGCGGCCCCGGCGACUCUCAACUGCCUCCCUGACCACCGCGACCACCGCCCAACACCACGAGAAGUCGUCGCCACCAACGACAGGACAAUCUACGGACCCCCAAACCACCUUCGCGAUCGACUCAAGCUAAGUCAACAACUAUGGCGGGCGACGGGGGGCGGGCGGAGCCGGGCAGGGAAGCUUGGGGGAUGUACGUCACAGCCCGGGCCCCCCUACGGGAGGGAAGACGCCGGCUCGCCCCUCAAAAUGGCGGUGGCAGUGACGCGCCUGCGUACCGAACUCCUUCGCCGUCGCGCCACGGCCGGCGGGAAGUGAGGUUCUCAGAGGAGCCGCCAGAAGUGUACGGCGACUUCGAGCGGGCGGCCAAAGAAAAGUCUCCGGCGAGAAGACGAGUCCCGCUAGAAGAGUUCCGGCCUGAUUCUGCAAAAGAGGAAGUGAGAGAAAGCGCCUACUACCUUCGGUCUCGGCAGCGGAGGCAGCCGCGACGCCAGGGAGCCGAGGAGAUGAACACGCGAAGGACUAUCCGCCAGCAGCAGCAGCAGUCACAGCAGCCCCUGCUCCAGCCGUCUCCGGUUACCACCAGGCGAGGGUUACGGGACUCUCAUUCCUCCGAAGAGGAUGAACCAUCUUCACAAACUAUUUUAAGCCAGACAGUCCCAAAGAAAACUAUCCAGAGAACACCAGAAAUUCCAGUGGUGAGUGAAGAUCCUAUAAUCAGCCUGCGUAGACCCCCUCUAAGAAGUCCAAGAUUUGAUUCGGCAUACAAAACAAAUGGAAAUACUAAAAUGAGUGAAUUAGAAGCCACCAGUAUCCAACAGAAAGUCAAUUUUUCCGAAAGAGGAGAAACUGAACAGGACGAUCAAGACAGCUCUGACAGUGAUAUUACUACUGUUAAGGUCAGAUCCGGGGAUUCUCUUGAUUCUGGAGAUCAGACCACCAGAUCAUCAACUCAAUAUCCAGAAUCAUUUUGGCAGCCAUCACAAAGUCGAGACUUCAUAACUGUUGAUAAGCACCCUUCUGUGCUAAGCUCGGGAUAUCAAAAAAAACCUCAGGAAUGGUUUGAACAAGCUGCAAGAAUAAGGGCUAGGACACAAAAUGACAGCAUUCAGAAACCAGAGCUUGGAAACCAGUCUCCUUCAACCUCUAGCCAACAAGUGACUGGACAACCCAAAAGUGCAUCUUAUAGCAAGAUGUGGUGGUGGCUACUUGUUCUGAUAGUUUCUUUGGCUCUUGGGAGUUACUUGUUCCCUCAUCGUCCUGAGGUGGAAACCACUGCUGUUCAAGAGUUCCAGAACCAGAUGAAACAACUUAUGAAUAAGUAUCAAGGUCAAGAUGAGAAGCUGUGGAAAAGGAGCCUUACAUUCCUGGAGAAACAUCUGAACAGCUCCCAGCCCCGGCCUCAGCCUGCUAUCUUGCUGCUCACUGCAGCUCGGGAUGCGGAAGAAGCACUCAGAUGUCUGAGUGAACAAAUUGCCGAUGCCUACUCUUCUUUCCGGAGUGUCCGUGCCAUCCGGAUUGAUGGGGCAGGCAAAGCUACUCAGGACAGUGAUGUUGUCAAACAAGAGGUAGACUGGGAACUGAGCAAUGGAUUCCAGAAUGGCCAGAAUGCUGCCGUGGUACACCGCUUUGAGUCACUGCCUGCAGGCUCCACUUUGAUCUUCUAUAAAUAUUGUGACCAUGAAAAUGCAGCCUUCAAAGAUGUAGCCUUAGUCCUGACUGUCUUGUUGGAGGAAGAGACACUGGGAACCAGUCUAGGCCUAAAGGAAAUUGAAGAAAAAGUGAGAGAUUUCCUCAAAGUCAAGUUCACCAGCUCUGACACACCCAACUCCUACAAACAUAUGGACCCAGACAAAUUGAGCGGGCUCUGGAGCCGUAUUUCUCACUUGGUCCUGCCUGUCCAACCUGAAAAUGCCCUGAAAAGUGGCAUCUGCUUAUAAGUGUGACAGAAGACAAAUCAUGUCUCAAGUUCUGAGAAUUUUUCAGACUUUCUAGCUAGAGACGGGAUUCAGAGCUCUUUUUGAAGGAACUGGUUUCUUUUUAAAGGAAGUUAAAUUCUUAUAUAAACAUGGAACAUCUAAAUCAUUUAUUCAACCUAAUUAUCUGUUACCUGAGAGAAUCAUUUCUCUGUUUCCAUUGAGAUCUGUGUUAACGAUCUCUGAGGACUAUAAAUCAUAUGGGAUCCCAUAGAGGAUCUGUUUAGGUUCAGGGUUGAAACAUUAUUGCUAUGGUAUGACCAGACCAGGUUGUGGGGGCGGGUUGGGGUCCUUCCUAUGAAUCCUCUCAAUUUUUAAAUUAGAUUUUUCACAGAGUUUGCUAUUAGUAAGGCAGCUCUCUAAAUGCAACUGUGGGUUUUCCCAUUUUGUUCUCUUUUACAUCAUUAGGUGUGAGUUCCUUAGCUUCCCCUUAUAGGAACGAGAGUAAUGAAAGGUCACCAGAGUGUGUUUUGGGAUUUUUUUUUUUUUUCUUUGUUUUUGGAGGGCAGGAGAAGGAGACAAGGCAAAAGAGAAAUUGUGGAAUGAGGAAGGAAAGGAGGGGAAAAUCUUCAAGAUGAAAUUUAAAAUAAGCCGCUGAGACAGGUCUCUCAGACAUAGCCAUAUGAACUCCAUUCUCGGUGAAUUCUGUUCGGGUUUAUUUUUCACAUAUCCUUUUCUUCCUUUAAGAAAUUUUUGGUCCUCCAAAGGAUUUUGAAGCAUGUAUAUUAUAAGGUUUAGCAUAUUUGUUCAUUUGACUCUGAAGGGUGUGGUCAAUUCAGAGUAGUUUAUUUUUGACAUAUCCCGAAGCCCUUGUUUUGAACUCAGAAAUGCAGUUGCAUUUGUUCACCAGCUUUCCUAGACUGCUGAAGAAGGACUUGAUUCUCUGCGUGCAGUCCUAAGUCCUUUAAUGACACUCUUACGACAAAUGUAAAGAUUUACUGUACAUGUGAUAAAUUUUAUUAAGAGUGCCUCAAGCCAAAAUGAAAGUAAACUUGGCCAUAUGUGAAGAAUGUUGAAAUGUACUAUUGUGCAUUCCUGUGCUACUGUUGUGUUUCAGGUGUCACUUAGCUUCUGUAACUGAGCUUUCUCAAAAUUUAUCGACCGCUUUGCUUUUCUUAAAAUCUUAAGAUUCUGGAUCCACCAUGGUUUUGUUUAGUUUUUUAUUGUCUACAAAACUUAAAAUGAAAAUACUGUUUUUAGAAUACUAGAGGCAGUCAUUGACUUAACCAUUUACCUGUUGAGGAUCCCAUGCCUGGUAGUGGGGUGUGGUCUGGUUUCCUCCAGCUAGGACAACCAGUAUUCCUAAAUUUAUACCCUUUAUUGAAAUUUGCUCCUGACUGUCAGAAGUCAGGCCAUCUGAUUUAUAGAGGAUUCUAAAACAAGAGUUUUUGAAAAGGCUUAUUUUAUACACAUAUAUUAUAUGGAGAAACAAAUGUUUUUAUUAAAUGUUUCGCUGACCAAAAUAAUUUUAAAGAAAUUAACGUUAGUUAUAUCUUUCAGGAAAAAUAAUUGUAGCAGCUGAUCUGGAAAUGACUUUAGAAGCUAUUUUAGUAAUUUAAAUAAAUUUACUUUCUUGGUUUGUA